CAGAACCUUACGGCUUGGUUGAGAGGCCAAGAAGCACGCACGGACAGAACGGACGUUAAUCCACUCAGAGCCUGAGCGAGGGCCACAAAACUAGCCGAGGAAAACAUGGGGCUGUUGUCCAUUCUUCGGCGGCUAAAGCAGUCUCCAGAACAGGAGGUGCGCUUACUGCUGUUAGGAUUGGACAAUGCCGGCAAGACCACUCUGCUAAAACAGCUGGCAGCCGAAGAUGUCAGCCACAUCACCCCCACACAAGGCUUUAAUAUCAAGAGUGUGCAGUCUUCUGGCUUCAAGCUGAACGUUUGGGACAUUGGAGGUCAGCGUAAGAUCCGACCUUACUGGAGGAAUUAUUUUGAGAACACAGAUGUGCUGAUCUAUGUGAUUGACAGCUCAGAUAGGAAACGAUUUGAAGAGACAAGUCUGGAGCUAGCCGAAUUGCUUGAGGAGGAAAAGCUUGCCGCCGUGCCGCUGCUAAUCUUUGCCAACAAGCAGGACCUGAUGACAGCCGCUCCAGCGUCAGAGCUGGCAGAAAGUCUCCAUCUGCACACAAUCCGGGAUCGUAUGUGGCAGGUGCAGGCCUGCUCAGCGCUCACCGCUGAGGGAAUUCAGGAUGGGAUGACCUGGGUUUGCAGAAAUAUAAAGUUUCGGAAGAAGCCAUGAAAAAUUACAGUGUUCUAUGUUCAGGACAAGGAGGCAAGAUAAUGUGGUAUUUUUUUUAAGACACUUUUGUCUUUUUGUCCUUAUGUGGCAUCAUAAUAAUAAGUCACUCUCAAUACAGCUAUCCAGCACUUGCUAACCUAACCCCAUAUUACAUAUCUUGACAUGUAUAUACUGUAAAUAGAAUGUUUUAUUUAAACUGUGCACAUUUUUUGUAAUUAAAUUGUGUUUUAUGGACAA
Molecule: messenger RNA, 894 nt
Organism: Archocentrus centrarchus (flier cichlid)
Lineage: Eukaryota; Metazoa; Chordata; Actinopteri; Cichliformes; Cichlidae
Product: ADP-ribosylation factor-like protein 3
Exons: 6
Coding region: 106-657 (183 amino acids)
Molecular function (GO): GTPase activity; GTP binding
Source: RefSeq, a predicted model, not a curated record